Molecule: messenger RNA, 3454 nt
Organism: Salvia hispanica
Lineage: Eukaryota; Viridiplantae; Streptophyta; Magnoliopsida; Lamiales; Lamiaceae
Molecular function (GO): protein binding
Source: RefSeq, a predicted model, not a curated record
UAUAUCAUACAUGUAGAGAGAGAAGAGAGAGAGAGAAAUUGGGGCAAAAUUGCAGAGGAACGCACUGUUACACACACAACACACACACAAACGGAGCUCAAAAUCUCGUUUCUCGGGCCAUCCAUUCACGGAUAUCAAGGAAUUUCUGCUUUUUCAUUUUCCAUUUUUAGUUUUUUUUGCCACCCCUCUUUUCUCCUCUCUUAAUUUUCCAUGAGCUUUGAUUUUGCUCGAAUUCUCAUUUUCUUCAAUGGCCAGUCAUCUCUGCUGCAACCUUUAGAGAGAGAAACCAAACCCCUUGAUCCAUCUGCUCCAAUUCGAUCUCUUAAAUCUGAAUUCAACCCAUGUUUUAUAUUGGAAAGCAAUAAGGCUUUCAAAAGCUCUUGAAGAGGGGGUUCUCUGUCUUUCCAUGGCCUGAGUUUGAACAGUCAUGGAUAGCUUCAGUGACGAGGGCGAAGAAUCGCGGUUCUUUGACGCCCUCGAGCACAUUGUGCAGGAGCCUGAUGUUGCUUCUAGUGCCUCCUCGUCUGAAGAUAGGGAAUAUGAGCUGUGGGCUAGCAUUUCUCGAAGUGUUAGGGAGCGCCGCAGCAAAUUCAUUAGCCGGAUGUUGAGCAGUGGUGAUGCAUCUCAAGGGAGAAAUUCUAUGGAUGCCUCUGGUUGUGGAGAUGAUGGUGGUGUUGUCACUGGAGAUAUUCACAGAGCUGUGGAGGAUGAUGGGGCUGUGUUGGGAACUUCGGGUUUAGAAGAAAAUUUCUCUUCUGGAAUCUCUUCUUUGCCUAGAUGGGAUGCUGGUGAUUUGGAUAUGCCCCAAGGAGUUGGUUCAGAUGAUAUCAAUAGGACUUGUAAUGGUGGAACUGAGUUUAGGGUGAUGCAAAAUGACAGGCUACAAGAUAUUUGGGCCAGUGGGUUGGACCAGUUUCGAUCAUCUCUAAAAUUUGAGGCUCAAUCUACUUCCUCUGAUCAGCAACUUGCAAAGAAGGAGACUGAGUUUAAUCGUGAUACCCCUAAAUUCAUCGAUAGAUUGAAGGAUAGGUGGGUGAGUAGAUGGCGCUCCAUGAGUUGCAGGAUGAGUGUGAAUGUGAAGGAUGAUAAAGAUGAUGCUAGAUUACAUUGCGUUAGCCAAGCUCGGGCAAAAAAGAACAGUAGGGUCAAGGUUCAACACAGUCGGAAAAAGCUAAAAGAACUCUCAGGCCUCUUUGUAGGACAAGAUAUCCAAGCCCACGAGGGAUCGAUAUUGGCGAUGAAAUUCAGCCUUGACGGGCAGUACCUAGCAAGCGCUGGUGAAGACAAGAUUGUGAGAGUAUGGCAAGUGGUGGAAGACGAGAGAUCAGAAACAAUUGACAUCUCAGAUGUGGACCCUUCGUGUGUGUACUUCUCGGUGAAUCAUCUGUCUGAAUUGGCACCUCGUGUAGUGGAAAAAGAUAGAUUUGGUAAAUCAAUGGGGCUAAAAAAGACACCGGAAUCAGCCUGCAUUGUUUUCCCUCGAAAGGUUUUUCGUCUUUUAGAGGAGCCAUUGCAUGUUUUCCGUGGACACAGCGCGGAGGUCCUGGACGUUUCAUGGUCGAAGGAUAAUUGCCUGCUUACAUCAUCGGUUGAUAAAACUGUUCGCUUGUGGAAGGUAGGCGUUGAUCAUUGUCUGAAGGUCUUCCACCAUACAGAUUAUGUGACCUGCAUUCAGUUUAACCUUGUUGAUGACGACCGAUUCAUCAGUGGCUCAAUAGAUGGGAAGGUCCGCAUGUGGAGCAUCAGACGCUCUAAAGUUAUUGACUGGACGGAAAUAAAGGACAUAGUCACUGCUGUUUCGUACAGCCCUGAUGCGCAGGGAGGGGUUAUUGGUUGUGUUACGGGGACCUGUCACUUCUUCAACAUAUCAGAUAAUCACUUCCAGCUGGAGAGAGAGAUGUGUUUAGCCGGAAAGAAGAAGUCGUCCUGCAAAAGAAUAAUUGGCUUUCAGUUCUCACCACGAGACCCAACGAAAAUCUUGGUUACUUCUGCUGAUUCACAAGUCAGAAUCGUCGAUGCUGAGCUAAAUGUUGUCGAAAAAUACAAAGGCCUUCGCAAUGCAGGGAACCAGAUUUCUGCCUCGUUUUCUCCACGGGGAAAGCAUAUUGUAUCAGCUAGCGAGGAUUCACAUAUUUAUGUUUGGAACUACAAUGGUGAUGGAGAAUCGCCUUUCUCACAACCAAAGCCUGCUAGGUCGUUCGAAUGCUUCUCAGCUGAUGCCUCCGUUGCUAUAACGUGGCCUGGCCUAAAAUCUGAGUCGCAACACGACAGAUCAGUUAAUUCAUUGCCGUUCUUUUCAUCCACUGGCUUCUCGCUAAGCCAAGAGUUUCCCACUGACUCCAACUCAAGGGGCUCAGCAACAUGGCCGGAGGAAAAGCUUCCCAUGCCAAGCCCCCAAGCCAUAACGUCUUCAAUGAGCAAGUCUGAGUACAAGCUUUUCAGGACCUCUUUCCAGAGCUCGUCGACUUCUCACGCUUGGGGCAUGGUUAUCGUCACCGCCACUUGGGACGGUCGAAUUAGGUCAUUCCACAAUUACGGUCUGCCAAUACCCCUUUAACACAUGGCACCUUUUGCUAACAAUUUACCUCUUUAUCCUAUGUGCCUCAAAAUUGAUUGCACAAUUGGUUGGCAAGGAAACCCUAUCCGUUAAAUCGCUACGUAUUUUUGGGGGUAUUCGAGGAUAGUGACCGUUGGGCCCGUUCAUUCAUUAGAGAUGAGACGGGCAAUGACAGCUGGCUGGAGUCAAAAUGUUCGAAUUCUUGAGAGAGCUGAGGUUUGCUACACUGCCCCAUCUUUUCGUUGCUGGGCUUAAUUAUAUCGAUGAUUCUUUCAUUUAUUAAGUCUCUGCUGGCCCAUCUGAGAAACCAUGAGAAAGAAACGGUGUCUGCUUGAGAUUGAUGUGCAUUAUGGAGGUGCUCGUGGGGCCUCGUAUAGCCUGUUCCAUACGUUUUAUACGUGGUGGGGCUAGAGGGGCUGGUGGCCGGAAUCUGUCGUAGGAAAAGUAGUGGGGAAUGGUUUCUUUGUGGCUGCAUAAUUGAGUUUUCAUUUGUCUGCCAUUUUUAUUCUUGAUGGAAAGAAAAUAGUGAAAGGGAUUGUAAAGCAUCCAUUUCUGAGACUAAUUGCACCCCUUAUGUGAGUUUAGUGCCGUCUCCUGUGAACCGUUGGAUGCGAGCUGGCUCGACCGGCUCGUCGAUGCUGCGAUGUUCGGGAGCUGUGGAUGAUGCUGAUGCAUUUAGAUGAUUCUAUUAUGAGUUUAAAAUUUUAAGGGAUUUGAUAGUUUUGAAAAGAGAAAAAGGGAAAAGUUUAGAUGUUUAUGGUGACAUUUGAUGUAAAUAGAUUGUGUACAGUUGGUGUAUAUUUUUCCAACUUAUACCAUUCGAAGUAGUUAAUAUUGUUACAUUAUUUGUAACGUUUUGUAAUUAUUAGUACUGCUAGUAUUUUUCUUUCUCAAGUA